Molecule: messenger RNA, 3279 nt
Organism: Hyaloperonospora brassicae
Lineage: Eukaryota; Oomycota; Peronosporomycetes; Peronosporales; Peronosporaceae
Source: the annotation of a GenBank genome assembly
AUGGUGGGGACGCAGCCACUGCCCACGUGCGAGGAGUUCGACCUCUUGGACGCGCAUCUGCACGAGCUCGAGGAGCCCGGGACCACGUUGUUGCAAGAUUUCAUUGUAGCGCCCCCACUGACGCCGAGCAAUACGCCGCUGAGCACUUCGAGUGGAUACACUUCCGAGGAGUCGGACCACUCGAUCAUGACGCUGUCCGAUGAAUUUCGAUGUCGUGACAUGUCGUUCUUGCAGACUGCAAAGACUAGCGAGCUCGUGGACAUAGCGGGGGGUCUCACGACGCGAGAGCUGAUGGCAGUCACUCCGGGCAGCCAGCAGCAGCCGCACGGUACAUCCACGAGCUCGAUGAAGAGCAAGACUUCCAAGUACCGCGGCGUGACGCAGACGAGCAAGACAUCAUGGGGUGCCAAGUACAGCGCCAAACGCAUCACGAAUACGUGCAGAACGCCGGAAGAAGCUGCCCGUGCGUACGACGAGUACCUCGGGACGAACUAUCCGCAGAAAUUCGCCAAGUUUGCCAACUUUUGCCACAAGUGCGACAGGUUUGUGAACCCUCUUGGGCUGUCUCAAUUUCAGAGCGAGUGCGUGUGCUCUUCAAGCUCCCCCGCAGGAUCCCCCUGGUCAGACACCGCUUCAGUAUCGCCUAAAAAGGAGUUUACGAUGGAACAGCAGAUCACGAGUCCUACAGCUACGCUAUCUCUGGUACCACCGAUGGCUCCUUCUCCAGCUGGUAUGCCUGCCACAUUCAAUUUGAUGGAAGCGCUGACCCAUAGCUUGGACGUGAGUUCUGCAAACGUGGAAACUGCGCCCUUCUUUGGCCGGCGCUCGAGCAAUGUGUCUAGCUCACUCAAGUUUAGUUUUCCGGAAGGCGCGGAACAGUCCUUUGCAGAGUCGUAUGGUGGUGCGGAAAAGUUGUUGCCGGACCAUGUCGGAGCAGUUUCGGUUGACGAGCAGCAGCAGCAAGGACAGGACAAGACAUGCGACGGUUUGCCCAUGGCAGUCAUCAGUUCGGCUGGGGACUCAUUUAUACGGGGCGAUAACUUGGACCAGAUCAUCAAGGAUAUCGACCACGCGUCUUCGUUUCAUUCUUCGUCGAACGGGACUAUGGCCGAGGAACGUGGUGCUAACGAUAGCAACAGAAUGUGCUCCACGGCCAUUCGAAGUAGUAGUGAAAUCGAAAAGAUGGCCGAGCCUGCCAACUAUGGCACGGUUCUGACAGGGCCAACGGCAUCAAACUCGUUGGACUUUGACGUGGAUGAGCUGGAUGAGUUGACGAGUUACUUCCUGUCCGAAAACGAUGUCACGGUUGCUGUGCAACGAGAAAUGCACGCAGGUCCCACUGCACCUGCGCGUAAUCCUAUCGCGAAGGAGGGACGGAGCCGGCCGUUCAAGAAGAUUCACAGUCUUGAUUUCGAUUACGACAACGCAACGAAAAACGAUGUUGUCAUGAGCGACGUAAAGCUCGAGGGUGCUGAAAUGUUGAACCCCUUUUUGACGGUGCCCGCAAGUGCCAAUAACAGCAAGACUGCUUCUCCAGACUCGCCAUCAUCCACUGUCAUCGAUAUCCAGACGCAGUUCCUGGAUAAGUACUGGCGCAAUGACCGCAAGAACAUUCAGUGCUUCCCGUAUUGUCCGGAACACGGCGACUAUUACCGUGUGCGUAUUGAGGAUCUUCAGCACCGGUGCAAGGGUGUUUGCCAUGCUCCUGUAAAAGCGCGUGUUUCGAUUCCUGCAGCAGUACGUGCCUCGGUAAUACAGACGGGACUGACGGUAUUGGCUCGCUGCAACAGUACCUUCUCUCGGCAAAAGGCUCUCACAGAGCAGCAGUCGUUGAGUGUAUCGGAGAUGAAGUCGCUGCAGAAUGUCAGUACAAUUGGCGUGAUCAGUCAUUUUGCGUCCGCUGAGAAUGGCGCAGAUGGUGUGCAGUUCGACGUGAUGUUCCACCCGGACGUAUGGAAAUUCGAGUUUGCGCUUCCGAAGAAACGGCGCCAUGUACAGAGCUCCAAUCUGGAUGUGUCAUCGGACGAUGCGGCGGCUGGUAGUGACUCUACGGCAGCAGAGUUCUUGUACUUCUUUGAGAUUGAUGUAUUUUAUGCUCGCGAAAGGACGACAUUCGAGCGGUUGGGUCACACGAAGUCGGCCAACUUUCGGAUUGGCAAUACGCGCACGCUUCUGCGGCAGCGCAACAAGCAGACUGGAGAAGUGUGCAGCAGCGGAGAAUCACCGGCAUAUGUCGGUGGAAACGACAACGACAAGCUGAUACGUGCGGACGAACUGCCAGAGAAGAAGAAGGUCAAGGUACAUUUGGGUCAGCGCGAAUUGUUAUCGGGUGCGUCAUUCAGCGACGAUAGCGCUCGAAGCAGUUGUAUACUGGCUGAAAGCAAACUGCCGAGCAAUAGCGUCGCGGGCGACGAUCGAUUGUUGGCAUCCAAGCUCAACCUGCCGGAAGUCAAACUCACAUGUAUGGAUGAUGAUUCGUGUAUCAACACCGAUUCGAAGAACUUGAUAUAUGAUUGCAAGCCGGGCUCUUCGGGACCUCCUCAUGCCGACGUUGAUGGGCGGAAAGAUGUGAAUGACGACAGCGCCGAUAUGCAGGAGACAGCUGGAUCCGACUAUCGUUCGUAUGUCUCCCCGAAGCAGCAGAAGAGUGGCAACAUUCAUAUGGCAGAUUCACUGGUGGCAACUUCCAUUUCCGUUACGCGCAGCACGGACGAGAGACUCGCGAUUUCUGCCUCCUCCGCAAGGACGGAAUCGCAUAGUCUGUCAGGGCUGCUACGGUACUCUGUGGUAUGUGCACCGCUGUCCCUACUGCUAUUGCCUGUAGGCAUUCUGCUAUUGCUCGUGUUCUUGGUUGUUCCACCUGCAGCGUCAAGUGUUGUCCGUGCAUUGGAUGCGUUAUCGGACAUGGAGCUGUCUCGCGCCAAUCGUAGCUGCAUCUCCCGGGACCAACGUCUUGUUUUGAGUCGUCUUGUCGACGAAAAGGCCGACACGAGUGGAAAGUCAGUGGGUGGCUUGUUGCGUUAUCACGGCGAAGGCAAAGUCUGGCGCCGGCUAUUCUACUUUAGCGGUGCGAAGUGUGCGGUCUCGAUGGCGUCACUGGUUCCAGCACUUCUGCUGGCGUUGUUCGCCGGGCUUCUGUAUCCGAUCCGCCCAGUCUCUGCUGCUGCCGCGAGUGCCGCCUGUAGUUGUGCGCUUUGGUCAAGAGAGUACACCCGCUCGACUACAGGUGUGCCUCUACCGGGCGUCGCACACUACAAUGCCACGGCUGGACAUGUUUGA